CCACACACAAACAGAGAGAGAGAGAGAAAAAAAGAAAGAAAGAAAGAGAAAGAAGAGCUUAGUGCAGAGAGAGUACUUGAGUUGAGUUACUUACUUAUGGCAUCUAAGCUUUGCGACUCGUGCAAAUCGGCAACUGCGACUAUCUUCUGCCGAGCUGACUCGGCGUUCCUCUGCGUAGGCUGCGACUCCAAAAUCCACGCGGCCAACAAGCUCGCGUCGCGUCACGCGCGUGUUUGGGUCUGUGAGGUCUGCGAGCAAGCUCCGGCACACGUCACGUGCAAAGCUGACGCCGCUGCUCUCUGCGUCACGUGCGACCGUGACAUCCACUCCGCUAACCCACUCGCACGCCGCCACGAGCGCGUUCCCGUCACUCCGUUCUACGAAUCCGCCACCGUCAAGGCUGGCGCCGUUAACUUCCUAGAAGAACGUUACUUCUCCGACGUGGAAGGAGAAGCUGACGUCAGCAGGGAAGAGGCCGAAGCUGCUUCUUGGUUGCUUCCGAACCCGAAUAACAAGGUUAUGGAGAGUACGGAUCUGAAUACGGGUCAGUUUCUGUUACCGGAAGUGGAUCCGUAUAUGGAUCUGGAAUACGGGCCGGUGGAUCCGAAAUUGGAAGCUCAGGAGCAAAACAGUUCUGGUACUGAUGGAGUAGUACCAGUACAGAGCAAGAAUGUUCAACCUCCAUUGAUUAACGACCACUGCUUCGACAUGGAUUUCUCAGCCUCCAAACCCUACUCCUAUGGCUACAACACUCAGUGCGUUAGCCAGAGUGUGUCUUCUUCGUCCCACGAUGUCGGUGUAGUUCCAGAUGGAAGCACCGUGACGGAAAUAUCCGAUUCUUAUAAUAAGCCGACAACAGACUCGGCGAAUCGAGCGGUUCAGAUCUCGGCGGCGGAUCGGGAAGCGAGGGUUUUGAGGUACAGAGAGAAGAGGAAGAACCGAAAGUUCGAGAAGACGAUCCGAUACGCUUCGCGAAAAGCCUACGCAGAGACGAGGCCGCGAAUCAAAGGAAGGUUCGCAAAGCGUACGGACGUUGAGGUCGAUGUUGAACGUAUCUAUGGAUACGGCGUCGUUCCGUCGUUUUGAACGCUGUAUGUACUAUCUAGCUCCACCUCUCUACUGUGACGGAGAGGCCGUUUUGUUUUUGUAUUUUGUAUAUAUAUGUGUAGUUGAUGAUGACGAUGAUGGUGUUUGAUCGGCGGAAUCCUGACCGUUGAUUUUCUUUAGAACUUUUUAACUUUGUAAUGUAAUGAAUUUUUGUUUUGCAAUCAAGGAGCUGCGAACUGCGAUACUCU
This is a messenger RNA of Quercus robur (English oak), 1295 nucleotides long. Its product is annotated as zinc finger protein CONSTANS-LIKE 4-like. The record is from RefSeq and is a predicted model, not a curated record. NCBI's taxonomy places the organism in Eukaryota, Viridiplantae, Streptophyta, Magnoliopsida, Fagales, Fagaceae. Gene Ontology annotation, cellular component: nucleus. The transcript is spliced from 2 exons. Gene Ontology annotation, biological process: regulation of flower development; regulation of photoperiodism, flowering. Bases 97 to 1086 code for a protein of 329 amino acids. Gene Ontology annotation, molecular function: protein binding; zinc ion binding.